CAGCACAGCGACCUUUUGACCUCGUAUCGCAUCGCAGUGAGUCAGCGCUAACUGUCACCGCUUUCCAAUCAGGUUGUACCAGGCGCCCGUUGAAUCGGACAUCCAGUCCAAACCUAAAUCCAAAUCCGGGAACUCGGCCCAGGCUAGGUUCGCGCGAAUGCGUUCCCAUAUCCGUCGAGGCCCCGACAACAACGAGGACCGAGUACGCGAACGCCGCCGUCGCGUCCUUGCAGCGGCAGCGUACAGCUUAUCCGAUGACAGGCGCGGGUCGUUAGCGCGACCGCCGCCAAUCCCGCCGGCAACUACCGACGCCACUGGAACGAGGUCAGGCUCAGAGCACGGUCGCCGUGCGCUUGGCGACAUGGCCAACCGCAUAGGCGGCCUCGAUGACCGGGUAGUCGUCGGCAUGUUUGGUGAGCGAUGGGCGCAUUUGCACGCCGAGUCGAACCCUGGCCGGUCGCGCGACGAUGACAACGACCCGUCGCCCAUGCUGCCAAUGGCUGUGGAACCGGAAUUCUUAGGGCGCCGCAGCCAGCUGCGUCCUGAGCCAACAUAUGCGCUGUCGAGUAUGAGGUCUACACAGGCCGCUAAUCAUCCUUCCCGCGCAAGAAGGUUUGUUGCUGAGGUUGGUGGCUCACCGCACCAGCCUCUAGCCGAGGGCCGCCCAGAUGCCGCCCGUACCUGGCGUCAUCGUGUGGACUCUGAGGUGGCUGAUUUCGAUGGCCUAGGCGACCGUAACAGGAGCCUUAGCCCGGAAGGCGACAAUGUCUGGGACACUCUGCUGAGCACGCUGACCCCGGAUCCGCAACCGCCCAGUGUCGGAUCUUCAUUUGCCUCUGCUUCCGCAUCGGCGGCAGCGACGCAGCGCUCUGCAGUCGCCUCGUCCCGGACGUCGUUCACCACGCCAGAUACAGCGGAGGGCUCGACGUUCGAGCCUCCCUGCGAGUCGGGAUGUGACAAUUCCGACACGGAGGGUGACGAGGAAGACGAGGAAGAAGAAGGGGAUGAAGAGGAGGAGAUGCCCUCCUCGCUCAUGCGGCUUAGCCGGCGUCUGCGUAGGACCUAUGCGGACGUUGUGCGCGACAACAACGAUGACCCGCUAGAACACUUCGGCGGCAUUGGGGGGAUGCAGCGGAUAAUACGCAACCUGGCUCGACGGGAGGAUAUCCCGGAUGAGUGGUGGACCGAAGCUGGCCUUAGCCGGACCCUGUCCCCCGAGGCCUCUGAGAGCUGAUCUGCCAUUCGGCCAUGGUGGA
Chaetomium strumarium is the source of this 1256-nucleotide messenger RNA. RefSeq lists its product as uncharacterized. NCBI's taxonomy places the organism in Eukaryota, Fungi, Ascomycota, Sordariomycetes, Sordariales, Chaetomiaceae. The record is from RefSeq and is a predicted model, not a curated record. Bases 158 to 1234 code for a protein of 358 amino acids. The transcript has 2 exons.